AAGUUUGUAAAUAUUGGUAGUAAGGUUAGUGGCAUUAAGUGCCAAACAACAGUUUGCUCUUGAUUUUAGAAUUAAUAGAGAACUGCUAGAAUUUAUUGAACUUAUUAGUGAAAUGGCUAGAUUUGCACUUAGAAAUUGCUUGAUAAUAAUGUGAAGGCUGGAUUGGAAUAAAAAAAAGUUUCAAGACAGGAAGACUGAUUAGGAGGUUAUUAAAGUGGGUCCAAGCCAGAGAUGAUUAGGGCCUGGAUUAAAGUGGUAGACAUGUGGAUCUAGAGUAGAUUGAAGUAAGAGAUGUUGUGGCAGUAGAAAUGAAAUUGUUUGGCAACUGAUUAAUUGAUUUGUAGUAUGAAGAAGGAGAAGAAGGAGGAUGACAUCAAGAUUGGGUGACUUGAAAGAUGGUAGUAUCCUUGACAGUAAUAGUGAAAUUUGGAUGAAGGAAGUAAUAGAUUUGACGGGGAGAGGGAAAGGGAAAAAGAAAGUUUUAUUUUAGACACUGAAUUUGAAAUUCCUAUAGGACAUCCAGUUUGAAAUGCAAAAUAAACGUUGGUGAAAUAGGACUCCAUUUCAAGAGAGAGAUUAGAAAUGUAUAUCUGAAUCUUCAGCUCAUCUGAAUAGAGAUAAUAAUUAAAGCCAAAGGGGAGAGAGAAGUUAAUUAUUUGUUCCUGGCAGAUCCCUAUUUCCUCCCAUUAAAACAUUUAAAAUACUCAGUUGUCCCACACUUAAAAAUUUGUUUUUUUCUUUUUUCUUUUUAAUUCAGUUUUAUUUUCAAUUCUGAAUUCUCUUCUUUCCCUUGUACUCAUUCAAGUGGGCAAGAAAAGCAAAGCACAUUACAAACAUGUAAAGUUAUGCAAGACCAAUCCUCAUUAACUAAAUCAAAAAACAAAGAAAGGGAAGAAAACAUGCUUCAAUUUGGAUUCUAAGCCUGACCUUUAUCAUUAGUUCUUUGGAGUAGUGGUUGCUCAUUGUGUCUGUCAGAGUUUGUAGAGGGCUGAAACUCUUGAAUUGAUGCACUGAGGUCAGGACAGCCGAGCACUUGAGGCUAACUACUGAUUGCACAAUAAUUUAUAACCAUAUGCUUGGAAAAUGGCCCUUCCCACUAUCCUGUGCUGGCUCGAUGGUUGGUGUAUACAGAAGAUUGUAGGAGGGACUAGAGGGUGAAGUAAGACUAGCCAGAGUCACUUUGGCUGUGGACGAGGAAGAAGGAGGUUGCGGAAAUUCUGCUUCCAUCCCCUUCACUUCUAUCCCUAAAGACCAAGAAUAAAGACUAAGGACUUUUGCUGAUCCUGACUCCGGCUGAUUCUAAGGUUAAAGAUUCAAUCUCUCAGAAAACAAUUGGCCAAAUGCGAAUGCAGUUUUGGAAGAAAGCUGUGGAAGAUAUAUAUUCUGACAGUCCACCUCAUCAGCCAGUAGCCAUUGAACUAUGGAAGGCAGUCAAGAGACAUAAUCUAACUAAAAGAUGGCUUAUGAAAAUCAUUGAUGAAAGAGAAAAAAAUUUGGAUGACAAAGCAUAUCGAAACAUCAAAGAACUGGAAACAUAUGCUGAAAACACACAAAGUUCUCUUCUCUACUUAACACUGGAAAUAUUAGGUGUAAGGGACCUCCAUGCAGAUCAUGCUGCAAGUCAUAUUGGAAAAGCACAAGGAAUUGUUACCUGCUUGAGAGCAACACCUUAUCAUAUCAGUAGGCGAAAGGUGUUUCUUCCCAUGGACAUUUGCAUGUUGCAUAGUGUUUCACAAGAAGAUUUUUUACGUAAGAACCAAGACAAAAAUCUGAGGGAUGUAAUUUAUGAUAUUGCCAGCCAGGGACAUCUUCAUUUAAAACAUGCCAGAUCCUUCCAGAAAAGUGUUCCUGUGAAAGCAUUUCCUGCUUUUCUUCUGACUGUUGCCCUAGAUGACUAUUUAGAAAAAAUUCAAAGAGUGGAUUUUGAUGUGUUCCACCCACGCUUACAGCAGAAGAAUACAUUAUUAGCAUUGCAUCUCUAUAUUCGUUCUUGGAAAAAAAGAUAUUAAAAUCAAUUUAUAGUACUAA
Antechinus flavipes (yellow-footed antechinus) is the source of this 2028-nucleotide messenger RNA. RefSeq names its product NADH:ubiquinone oxidoreductase complex assembly factor 6 (gene NDUFAF6). Gene Ontology annotation, cellular component: mitochondrion. Gene Ontology annotation, biological process: biosynthetic process; mitochondrial respiratory chain complex I assembly. The transcript has 8 exons. The record is from RefSeq and is a predicted model, not a curated record. Lineage: Eukaryota; Metazoa; Chordata; Mammalia; Dasyuromorphia; Dasyuridae. Bases 1341 to 2009 code for a protein of 222 amino acids.